This is a messenger RNA of Entamoeba histolytica HM-1:IMSS, 903 nucleotides long. Its product is annotated as thioredoxin, putative. The record is from RefSeq and is a predicted model, not a curated record. Lineage: Eukaryota; Evosea; Mastigamoebida; Endamoebidae. Bases 1 to 903 code for a protein of 300 amino acids. The transcript has a single exon. Gene Ontology annotation, biological process: protein folding. Gene Ontology annotation, cellular component: endoplasmic reticulum. Gene Ontology annotation, molecular function: protein disulfide isomerase activity.
AUGUCAUUUGUUAAAUUCUAUGCUCCAUGGUGUAGUCAUUGUAUUGCAUUACAACCAGUGUUUGAGGCAUUGGCUGAUGAAUAUAAAAGUAAGAUGAAUUUUAUUGAAAUAAACUGUGUAAAAUAUGAAGAGUUUUGUCUUGACAAAGGGAUUAGAAGUUUUCCAGAAUUGAGAAUGUACGAAAAUGGGAUAAAAAUUUCAGAAUAUGAAGGUCCUAGAGAUUUGACCAAUUUAGGGAGAUUUAUUCGUGGAGAAAAAAUCGGAAAGCCAGAAAGUCGUGUUUUAGAAUUAACGGCAAGUAAUUUCAGUGCUGUUGUUGAUGAUGAAACGAAAAAUGUCGUUGUAAAGUUUUAUGUUCCUUGGUGUAACAUCUGCAAGAGUAUUCAAUCCAAAUACGAAAGAUUGAUUGAUAUAUAUAAAAAUGAAAAAGAUGUUAUCAUAGCACAAAUGGAUUGUUCUGAACAACAAAACAAAGUCAUAUGUUCUGGUAAGUUUGGAAUUCAUGGAUAUCCAACAAUUACAUUCUUCCCAAAAGACUUUAAAUAUGGAAAAGAUUUUAUGUAUGAACAUGAAGUUCAUGUUUAUGUCAACCGAAUAAAUAAAGAAUUUAAUUAUUUCCGUAUGGAGAAUGGACAAUUAAAUAAAUAUGCAGGAAGAAUUCCUAAAAUUGAUAAGUUAUUGCAACAAAUAUCAAAUACUACUCAAUUAAAAGAAGUGAAAGAGAAAAUAAAACAAUUAGAUAUACAUAACAAUUAUAUGCCAAUCCUUUCAAAAAUAUUAACAGAAGGAAAAGGUUUUGUUCAUGAGAGGAUUGAAUCUCUUAAAAAUAAAAUCCAAGCAACAACUGGUGAAGAACAAGAUAAGGCAAUCAUAGAAUAUAAUGUUUUAGAACAAUUCAAAUGA